Darwinula stevensoni is the source of this 1185-nucleotide messenger RNA. The record is from the annotation of a GenBank genome assembly. NCBI's taxonomy places the organism in Eukaryota, Metazoa, Arthropoda, Ostracoda, Podocopida, Darwinulidae.
AUGCGCUCUGCAAUCUUUGCUUCAACGGUUCUUGCCCUGUCACUUGCAGUUUCAGGCUGCGUGGGAACUGUCUCUAGUGGUCCGGGAACUUACAUGGGGCCGGGCUAUGUGUCUUCUGGUGUAAUUCGAAGUGACAAUGGUGUCCGACUCAUCCGGCGCGGUGACAACAUGUAUUUCAACGGCCAUCGUGGCUACCGCAAUCCGCGCAACGGAUACCGUUCCUAUCAGGGCUACUGGUUCCCGGGCUCGGCUUUUGUCGGGAUGGUCACCAUCAAUGGCGGCUACCAACAGGAUCGGCCAAGAUAUGGCGGCAACACGCACGUCACUUGGUGCUCCGACCGCUAUCGUUCCUAUCGGAUGAAUGACAACACCUUCAAUACCGGACCUGGUCGCCGCACUAUUUUUCAAUAUGACGCAAGCCGAACCGCAAACCGCCUCGGCUUGGAUCGCCUUUUACAAAGGAGUUUCCCCAUGAGCCUCACGACCAUUCUCAUCAUCGUUCUCAUCCUGGCCCUCGUCGGCGCAUUGCCAAGUUGGCCGCACAGCGCCAACUGGGGAUAUUUUCCGAGCGGCGGGCUGGGAAUCGUAUCAACAAUGCUUGGCCUUGCCGCCGCAGCAAUCCUUGGCGGCGGCAUAUGGUACAGUUUGCCGCUUGUCCGCGGCGUCCUCAUCGUUCCGGCGAUUGUAGUCCAGUCGGAUAUAGUUCAGACGCUCGUUGCCACAGGCCGGGUUGAAACACCGUCAGUUGUUUCACUUGGCCUGGCAACAGGCGGAACGGUUUCCACGGUUGCCGCGUCGGAAGGGGACCAUGUUGCCAAGGGCAAAGUCCUUGUCACACUUGAUGACAGUGAUGCUCGCGCCAUCUUGGAACAGGCCGAGGCGGCAGUGCACCAGUCGCAAGCCAAACUUGCGCAGAUCGGCGGAAACGGACUGGCUGCCGCCACUGAAGCGCUUGCGCAAGCUCGCGCAACGUUCAAGAACACACAGCAGAAGUACGUUCGCGUCAGCCAGCUGGCGGUCUCGGGUCUGGUCAGCGAUGCAACGCUGGAUGACGCCAAGCAGGCACAGGAUAUUGCAAGCUCGCAGGUUCGCAAUGCGGAAGCUGCAGUUGCCACGGCCUCUCCAAAAGGCGCGGAUUUCCUUCUCGCCCAGUCUGCGCUGGAACAGUCCAAUGCCCUUGCCCGC